Molecule: messenger RNA, 936 nt
Organism: Galdieria sulphuraria
Lineage: Eukaryota; Rhodophyta; Bangiophyceae; Galdieriales; Galdieriaceae
Product: putative acetate transporter
Exons: 1
Coding region: 115-849 (244 amino acids)
Cellular component (GO): plasma membrane
Molecular function (GO): acetate transmembrane transporter activity
Source: RefSeq, a predicted model, not a curated record
GAAUGCACCAUCUGAGCAGCCAUAGACUUGAAACUAUUCUGUGCAUUUGGUUUUCAAGACAGCAAGACGUCUUUUGGAUUUUUAUCUAGAUUUUUGAUCACUUGUUAUUCGAAUAUGGAACAGCACGAGAGUGAUGUGGAGUUCGCAAAGAAUGAAAAUUAUGUCAAUGUGGAAGACUUGAAAGAGAUAUCACACACACCAAGGAAGAAAACCUUUAGACAUCUUUUUGGAGACCCUAUUCCUCUUGGUCUUGCUGCUUUUGCAGGCCCUACUCUCGUCUUGAACCUUAUUUUAACCGGAGCACUACCUUCAGAAAUCAGUAAUAUGAUUAUUGGACCUGCUUUCUUUUACGGAGGACUUGGUCAAGCUAUAGCUAGUAUAUGGUGUCUUAUUACAGGCAAUUCCUAUGGUGCUAUUAAUUUCGCUACAUAUAGUUCGCUUUGGUUGUCUUUGGCUUCCUUGGACGAACUCCAAGCAGAAGAUAUUUUGAAGUUUGGUAGUGACGAAGGAAAGGUUAAUGGCAUAUUUCUUGUGCAAUAUGCAGUAAUGACCUUUAUUCUGAUGGUUGGCGCAAUGAGUAUCAAUUUGGUAUUUGUUGUUACCAAGUUAGCUCUCUUCUUAAGUAUUUGCUUAUUAUCUGCGGAAAACUUUCGUGGAGACUCAACUGUUCCUGCUGGAGUAUUUGGAUGCAUUGCUGGUAUUCUUGCUUGGUACUCUUGUUCUGCAUUCGUCAUCAACAAUUCAUUUCAGUGUUCGGUGCUUCCAAUAUUUCCACUAGGAAGGGAGUGGAUGCAGAAGCUAACCCAGUAUUUACCAUGGUCAUCACAACAAUGGCCUCCUCCUUUAUAGGAACAAUCAUUAAGAUGGAAUUAUUUGUUUGAAUUGUUUUGAUAGAUUGUCUUUGUUCUGGAGAGAAUUAAAUGACUCAUUGCAUUU